Molecule: messenger RNA, 2970 nt
Organism: Scedosporium apiospermum
Lineage: Eukaryota; Fungi; Ascomycota; Sordariomycetes; Microascales; Microascaceae
Exons: 8
Coding region: 1-2970 (989 amino acids)
Molecular function (GO): catalytic activity
Source: RefSeq, a predicted model, not a curated record
AUGAAUCCGUUCCCUUGCCGAGCCUCCGCCGUCUUCUUGAGAGGCCGGGCCCCUAUCCUGGUUGGCCGGCAGGCAGGCCGCCGCAGGCUGUUCUCCGUCUCAUCAUGCUCGCGAUCGAACGCCAAUUCGACGCUGCCCUUAGAGGGGGUCAAGGUUCUUGACAUGACCAGAGUCCUGGCUGGGCCAUACUGCACUCAAAUUUUGGGAGAUCUGGGGGCCGAGGUUAUCAAGAUUGAGCACCCUGUGCGGGGCGAUGACACCCGAUCCUGGGGCCCACCCUACGCCAAUUACACCCCCGAGUCCGGUCUCGAAGGUCCUGGUGAGGCGGCCUACUACUUGACUGCAAACCGCAACAAAAAGUCUCUGGGACUCUCUUUCCAGCAUGCGGAAGGUGUCGAGAUUCUGCACAAGCUUGCAGCAAAGGCUGAUGUCCUCGUGGAAAACUACCUUCCCGGAACACUAAAGAAGUAUGGCCUCGACUACGAAUCUAUCCACAAGGUCAACCCAAACCUUAUUUACACCUCCAUCACCGGUUACGGCCAGACAGGACCGUAUUCGAACAGGGCCGGCUACGACGUUAUGGUCGAGGCUGAGUUUGGUCUGAUGCACAUCACUGGAAACCGUGACGGUCCCCCUGUCAAAGUUGGCGUUGCAGUAACGGACUUGACUACUGGUCUCUACGCUAGCAAUAGUAUCAUGGCUGCCUUGCUACAUCGGAUAAGAUCGGGCAAGGGCCAGCAUAUCGAUGUAGCCCUUAGUGACUGCCAGACGGCGACGCUCGCAAACAUUGCCAGCAGCUGCCUAAUAAGCGGCAAGAAAGACUCUGGCCGAUGGGGAACUGCUCAUCCCUCUAUCGUACCAUACCGAGCUUUCCCAACAAAAGACGGCGACAUCCUCAUCGGCGGAGGUAAUGACCGCCUCUUCGGCGUUCUUGCCGACCUCGUCGGCAGGUCUGAGUGGAAGACUGAUCCCAAGUUCAGCACCAACGCCGAGCGGGUGCGGAACCGCAGCGAACUCGAGUCCAUGAUCGAAGACCUAACGAGGCAGAAGACGACAAAGGAGUGGCUCGAUAUUUUCGACGGCAAGGGUAUGCCCUAUGCCGCCAUCAACGAUAUCCAGGCGGCCCUCCAGCAUGAGCACACCAAGGCGCGAAACAUGGUGAUCGAGGUCGAGCACGACGCGUGCGGGCCCAUCAAGAUGGUAAACACGCCUGUGAAGUAUUCCGAGAGCACGCCUGGUGCUAGGACGCCUCCUCCGUUGCUAGGCGAGCAUACUGAUGAGAUUUUGGGGUCGUAUCUGGGAAUGCCAGGGGAGGAAAUCGAGAGGCUUCGAAGCCAAGAGUCUUUCUUGGGACUCGAGGGCUCAAACCUGACCUUGGACAGUCUCAACCUCGCCAAGCCUCAUCAACCAUCAUCUUAUACCUCCGCGACACACUUUGUGAAGACUUAUCGAAUUCAAGCCGCCGAUAAUUUACUAGGCGUCAAAUCUUCUUCAAUUAUGACGAGCUUGGAGAGCAAGGGAACUGCGACAUCGGGAAGUUCCAACAUGCCCCCUACGGAGGCUAGCAGCUCAAACCCGGAUGAGCACUCCAACUCCGCUCAGCGUCACUCAGAGCGGUCCUCUCCAUCAUCAUCCACAGCCACGCCGUCCGCCGCAGAGAUGUCGGCUCCGACUUGUACACCAUCAACCGCUCGUCGCCCAUAUCAACCACAAUUCACAGCCAUGACAGAAACCAUCCUCCAAAGAAUCAGGAACGGCAAUGCGAGCAUCAGCUCAGCCGUCGCCGGAGCUCAAGCCACAGGGAUGGUCCAGCUAAGCCGUGCUAAGUAUGAGGAUGCGCGGCGCCGCUUGGUCGAAACCCUAAAAACCUCCGACAACAUUGAGCUUCCUGCGGUUCCCACACGCCGUAUCAAGGGCGCCAACAGCAAGACAUCCAGCGCCACUUCUACCCCUCCAAAUGGAAGCCUUAAGCGCAAGCGGAGCCAUCUCGAUGCGGCUCAGGACCACGGCUCGCCCUUCUCUGACGCAGACCUCGAUGCUCCGCAGUUCAAGAAGAUGGCUCCUAGAGCACCCGCGCGGAAGAAGAAGACCAAGGAUGACGCCGCGGCCAAGAGGUGCAGCCGGUGCGAUCGUCAAGCCUGGACUGAGGACAACAUGUUCAUCACGUGCCCGCGCUGUGACGAGAAUUGGCAUCUCCUCUGCAAUCCACCCGAUGUUGUCAAGGUGUGGCAUACGGACCAGGCGAAGUUCAAGUGUUUCGGAUGUCUGGAGGAGGCGCGCCAGAUGGCCGAAUAUCAAAAGGCCAAGACAGAAUUUGCGCAGCGCAAGAAGCAGCAUGAGAUUGCAAGGACAAAGGAGAAGGUUAUGGCCUCUUUGCCUAUUGGAGUCACUUUUGACAAGCCAGAUCUGAUCGGGUUUGGGGCCGGUGGCGCGUCUGAUGCCUUGCGUGCUGAGUACUUUUCCUCGAUGUCGAGGAGAGAUCUACUCAGCUUGCUUGCAUUUUGUGACAAAUUACGGCCCAAUCUACUCGCAGACUUGCUUGUCACGGCGACCAAAAAGCAUUCUGACCUCCCCAUCUUCCACUCUCCAGAUUGGGCUGCCCAAGUUGCUACCAGCACCAACUCCCGACGAAGAGCCCUCAGCAUAGAUCCGGGCGCGGGGAAGCGAAGUGUCCAGAACUCGCCCGCCAACCCCGCGACGAACUCUACAGCAUCAACCCCCGCGGUAAAGCCGGCGGCUCCACCGAACCAGACCCAGACUAUCGACGGCACAGAUGCCUGGGAUGAUGACGACGAUUUCUUACCGCCUUCGUGGCCGAAGGAAGGGGAGGGCAUGUAUUCCGCCUUACCGCCAGAGAGUGAAGAUUUGGAUCACCUCGUCGAUGAGGACGAAGACGGAGCGUUUCAGGGGUUCAUAGUAAAGUCUGAGUCAAAUGGCUCUCUGAGACUAGAGCCUACUACGUGCUGUUAA